AUUCCUGUCGAGAGGACGAGGUCAACAUGCUUAUUGUAGCAACGAUCUAUGUUGUUUUUCUAGUUGUUAGCAGUCAUUUGGCGUUCAGUCGAGAAUGUCCAUGUGCAGAUCCAUCUCUCUGCAAAACCAUAUCAAAAACUGCAGGAAAAGAGCUUUUUGUGUGGACAUUAGAUAAUCACAAAGAUGUGUGGAAGCAGUACGAUUGGGAUAAGAUCACCACCAUUGCUAUUUUUCAUCACUGGGACGACSAACUCUUCUGCUAUGCGCAUUCAAAAGGUGUAAGGGUUGUUAUGACUGCCAGCUAUCCAACAAAUAAUCUAGACAACGAUCAAGAGCGAUAUGCAUGGGUUGAAAACAUGACACAAUAUGCCAAGGACAACUUUGCUGAUGGCAUCAAUAUUGACAUUGAAGGUGGAAUUGCUCAGGGAUCUAAARAGGUUGAUUUGUUGACAGAACUUGUGGAGCUAACAGCUUCGACCUUUGCAAAAUAUAUUCCAGGUUCACAGGUAACAUUUGGUGUAGCUUGGACACCCGACUGUAGAAUUACUAGCCGGUGCUACGACUACAAGGCUAUCGCUGAUGCUGUGGACUUCUUAAUUAUCAUGGCUUAUGAUCAAACAGGAUUUAAUUCAAGUGUGGCUGGUGUGAACUCUGGUUAUUACAAGAACAUUUUAGGUAUUCAACUUUAUAAAAAACUUAACAUCACUGCCGACAAACUGGUGUAUGGUGUCCCCUGGUAUGGUUAUGACUACACCUGCAUCAAGACUGAUCCCAACAACUWUUGCUUCAUUAACUGCAGCUAUUCUCCAUGCCGUCAGGUCAGUUWUUCAGUUGCCCAAGAUCUCCUGACCAGCAGAAGCGAUAAAGGUCGUCAGGAUGAUACAAUAUAUUUUUCUAACACACCAUUCUUUUCAUAUAAUGAUGAGAAUGGAAACAAACAUCAAGUUUGGUAUGAUGACCCUCCAAGUCUUAGUGAUAAAUAUGAGUAUGCUUUGAAGUACGGCAAAAUGAAGGGUAUUGCUGUCUGGAAUGUUGAUUUGCUGGAUUAUGGUGGCCUGACAAGAGGCGGUCAUCAGACAAAAAUGAUGUGGGAAGCACUGCCUGAUAUGAAGCACAUUAAUGGCCUGUAAUUAGGUCUUAUACAAUCMGAAAAUUUAUGCUGAAAUCCAUGAUGAAGACAGCUACAAUUAAUUUAUUGAAUUAGUUGAAUGAGAAUACGAAAAGAAUUUAAUAUAUUUGUAUAAAAGAUAGUAAAUAAAUUAAAGGAUUGAUAUUUA
This is a messenger RNA of Exaiptasia diaphana, 1277 nucleotides long. Its product is annotated as di-N-acetylchitobiase. NCBI's taxonomy places the organism in Eukaryota, Metazoa, Cnidaria, Anthozoa, Actiniaria, Aiptasiidae. Gene Ontology annotation, molecular function: chitinase activity; chitin binding. Gene Ontology annotation, cellular component: extracellular region. The coding region runs from base 27 to 1130 and encodes 367 amino acids. The record is from RefSeq and is a predicted model, not a curated record. Gene Ontology annotation, biological process: chitin catabolic process; carbohydrate metabolic process. The transcript has 4 exons.